Dovyalis caffra is the source of this 1548-nucleotide messenger RNA. NCBI's taxonomy places the organism in Eukaryota, Viridiplantae, Streptophyta, Magnoliopsida, Malpighiales, Salicaceae. The record is from the annotation of a GenBank genome assembly.
AUGGCAUUCAAGAACAAUCUCUUAGUGUGCACCCCAUUAGAGUGUGAAACAGUAGGAGAAAUGCUGUCUUCCAUGAAGCGAGCAGAGGCUGAAGGUGCAGAUCUUACCGAGCUCCGCCUUGACUCCUUGUCAUUCUCUCACGUUUCUCAGGUUGAGAAGCUCAUUAAACGCAGAACUUUGCCUUCUAUAGUUUCUUUCAGGCUCAAAUCAUCGAGGAUCUCAAGCAACAAAGACAGGAAGAAUACAUGUUUACAAGUACUGGGACUGGCUUUCGACUUGAACGUCGAGUUUGUUGAAAUGGACUAUGAGGUGGCUUCUGAUAAUGUCAUGUCUGACUAUGUGUACAACCGUUCCAAUACCAAAUUAAUUGUAUCCAGCUACGUUAAUGGUAGGAAACCUUCAGCUGAGGAACUUGGUUAUUUAAUCGCUUGUAUGCAAUCUACUGGAGCUGAUGUUCUUAAGCUAGUAAUUGACGUUGAAAAAAUCACAGAUUUGGCACCUGUUUUUACGAUGCUUACACAUUGUCAGAUCCCCUUAAUUGCUCUUGCAGUUGGCAGUAGAGGACUUAUAUGUCAGUUGCUGGGGCCAAAAUUCGGUGGGUUUUGCGUCUAUGGAUCUCUGAGUGACAAAGCAGUACCAGGCAUGCCAACUUUGUUGAGUCUUAGACAAGUUUAUAAGCUUGAAUACAUAAAUGCAGAAACAAAAGUAUUUGGUCUCAUUUCAAAUCCAGUUGGCCACAGUAAAGGUCCUAUCCUGCACAAUCCUGCAUUUAGACAUACUGGAUAUAAUGGAAUUUAUGUUCCAAUGCAAGUGGACGACGUCGAAGAGUUCUUUAGGACCUAUACGAGCAGUGACUUCGCGGGUUUCAGCGUUGGAAUCCCACAUAAGGAAGCAGUAGUAGGGUGCUGUGAUGAAGUCCAUCCAGUUGCCAAGUCCAUAGGAGCUGUAAAUACUAUAGUAAGGAGGCCUACUGAUGGGAAGCUGGUUGGUUAUAAUACAGACUGCGACGCUUCUAUCUCUGCUAUAGAGGAUGCUCUCAGAGAAAGGCAGACUACCCACAAGGGAGUGUCGGAAGCUUUGCCUCUAUCUGGGAAAACUUUUGUGUUGAUUGGAGCAGGAGGAGCAGGAAGAGCCCUUGCUUUUGGGGCCAAAAGUAGAGGGGCUCGGGUUAUUAUUUUCAAUCGCAACUUUGACAGAGCAAAGGCUCUUGCAAAGGCAGUUUCAGGGGAAGCUCUACCGUAUGAAAGUCUAGACAGAUUUCGUCCAGAUAACCAGAUGAUCCUUGCAAAUGCUUCUGCUAUAGGGAUGGAACCAAAUUCAGAUCAAAGUCCUGUUUCAAAGGAUGCCUUAAAAGCAUACGAAUUGGUAUUCGAUGCUGUUUACACGCCCCGGAAUACAAGGCUCUUGCAAGAAGCUAAAGAGGUUGGGGCUGUCGUGGUCAGUGGUGUGGAAAUGUUUAUCAGACAAGCUCUUGGGCAGUUCAGACUGUUCACUGGCGGCUUAGCUCCGGAGGCUUUCAUGCGCAAGCUUGUCUUGGAGCAAUUCUGA